AUCAAAAGCUACUCCGAUAAGAUCCGUUCCGGCGCUUAUCGCGGGGUGACCGGCAAGGCUCUCAAGAACGUCGUUUGCGUCGGCAUUGGCGGGUCCUAUCUCGGUCCCGAGUUCGUCUUCGAGGCCCUCCGUACUGACCCUGCUGCUAAGAAGGCCGCUGAGGGCAGGACUACCAAGUUCCUUGCCAAUGUGGACCCCAUUGAUGUGGAGAGGGCCCUUGAGGGCCUCAAUGCUGAGGAGACUCUCCUUGUCGUCAUCUCCAAGACCUUCACUACUGCCGAGACAAUGCUCAACGCUAAGACCGUUCGCCAGUGGCUCUUCGAUAAUCUCGGCAAGUCUCCUGAGGUCGUCAGCAAGCACGUGUGUGCAUGCUCUACUGCUCUGAAGUUGACCAAGGAGUUCGGCAUUGAUGACGAGAAUGUCUUUGCCUUCUGGGACUGGGUCGGAGGUCGCUACUCUGUCAGCUCUGCUGUUGGCUGUCUUCCACUUGCCCUCCAGUACGGCUUUGACCAAGUGAACCAAUUCCUCGAGGGUGCCCAUCUGAUGGAUGAGCAUUUCCGCAAUACUAAGGACCUCACUCAGAACAUCCCGGCCCUUAUGGGCCUCAUCGCUGUCUGGAACAGCACUUUCCUCGGCGCGACCUCAACUGCCAUUCUUCCCUACUGCCAGGCUUUGGUGAGGUUCGUCGCUCAUAUUCAGCAACUUGAUAUGGAAAGUAACGGCAAGAGA
Messenger RNA from Perkinsus marinus ATCC 50983, 729 nucleotides. RefSeq names its product glucose-6-phosphate isomerase, putative. The transcript has 3 exons. Gene Ontology annotation, molecular function: glucose-6-phosphate isomerase activity; monosaccharide binding; carbohydrate derivative binding. NCBI's taxonomy places the organism in Eukaryota, Perkinsozoa, Perkinsida, Perkinsidae. The annotation marks the transcript as partial. The record is from RefSeq and is a predicted model, not a curated record. Gene Ontology annotation, cellular component: cytosol. Gene Ontology annotation, biological process: glycolytic process; gluconeogenesis; glucose 6-phosphate metabolic process.